Messenger RNA from Chrysoperla carnea, 892 nucleotides. RefSeq names its product protein CDV3 homolog. The record is from RefSeq and is a predicted model, not a curated record. NCBI's taxonomy places the organism in Eukaryota, Metazoa, Arthropoda, Insecta, Neuroptera, Chrysopidae. The coding region runs from base 10 to 819 and encodes 269 amino acids. The transcript is spliced from 4 exons. Gene Ontology annotation, cellular component: cytoplasm.
UCCCCAGCCAUGGCAGAUUUAGAUGAUUUUUUCGCCAAGAAAGAUCGGAAAAAAGCUAAAAAUAUAAAAAAAUUUUCAACAGCUGAUGAAAUUGCUAAGAAGUUAGAGGAUACGGGUAAAAAAGUAGAAAAACCGAUAAAAAAGGAUCGUUCAAAUCAAGAAACGGAUGAAUCAAGAUUAGAUAGUCAUGAACAAGAUGAGUGGAAAGAUUUCGAAGAAGAGAAAAAAGAUUAUAGUGGUUUGAAAAUUGGUCAUUUGAGUAUAAAUGCUGACGGUAAUUCGGGUAAUUCAGGUUCUGAUAACCAAGGCGGUGAUAACAGUGGGUUGGGGGAUGGUGGAAGUGAUAGUGGUUCAACUUCAGGAGAUGUAAAUAAUUCUCAAAAUGAUGGUAAUCAAACAAAAGGGCCUUGGAAACGUGUUCAGCAACAUCAAGAGCCAGCUCCAGUUGAAGUUGCACCAGCAACAGUUGCGCAAACGUCUUCCACAGACACAAAAGGAGGAUACGUUGCACCUCACCUUCGAGGAAAUCGGAAUGCACUUAAUUUAACACAAAGUGGAGGACGAACACGUAACAAAGCUGCACCUGAUAUUCAUAAUCAAGAAUAUUUCCCAACAUUAGGUAGUGCUUCUAAACCAGAAACUACAAAUGUGUGGGGCAAAAAAUCCAGUAGAAACGAAGGUACAUUUGAAGAGGUUCGUCAUAAUAAGGCAAGCUUUGGUCGUCAAGCCGCUGAACAACGAGCAAGUCAGGGUAACUCACAAGGUGUGAAACUGAAUCUUGGAAAUCGUUAUAAUACUUUAAGCACAAAUGAUAGCUAGUAAAAGCUUUUAGAAUCAACAAUUUAAAUCAACAACCAACAACAACAAAAAAAAAAAAAUAUAAACAAAUUUA